Messenger RNA from Epinephelus fuscoguttatus (brown-marbled grouper), 3221 nucleotides. RefSeq names its product zinc finger BED domain-containing protein 4. Bases 511 to 2619 code for a protein of 702 amino acids. The transcript has 5 exons. The record is from RefSeq and is a predicted model, not a curated record. Gene Ontology annotation, molecular function: protein dimerization activity. Lineage: Eukaryota; Metazoa; Chordata; Actinopteri; Perciformes; Serranidae.
UGUUAGUAUAAUAUCCGAGGAGAGCUCCCUCCUCUACACUGGGGACAGCCGAACAUUGCCGAGAACUGCCGAAAGGGGAGACGAGACUCGGUUUAUUGUGUGUACUUCCUGGUCCAAUUAUAAUACUGUCUGUAUGCCUCCAUGAAACACGGCGCUCUGCCUCCCCUUCCCUCGCGUCCUAACGACGGCUGGGCGCGCAGAAACAACGCAUGUAGCUUCACCACAAUAUCAUUGAUGUCUCCAGAUAUCCGCAGCAGCCCCGUGUACACAGAUUGUGGUCGAUUUCGGACGUGCAAGCGACGCAACUCCUGCUUGGAAUCAAUUUUCCUUUUGUCUGCGCAACUGGCAUCAACAUUUUUUUUCUUCUUUCUCAUGUGUGAUCAGAGAUCGGGAAGUAAACACGCUGGCCUGCGCACAUGAUUAGAGGCGAGGUGAGAUUGAUAUAUCAGACUCAGAUUGUCCUUGAUCGCAAGUUGAUUUCACUUCGGAGCAGAGGAACUGUGGGCUCCAAUGGCGUCAGUUUCGAAGGUGUCUAUUCUGGAUUACUUUAAUAUUGUGUUUGAAGGUGAAAAUGGCAAAAUCGAGUCCAACUGCAAGGCGUGUGGCACCAGGAUCCAGGCGAAGCGGAGUGUCACGUCCAACUUCGUAACGCAUCUCAAGCGGAAGCACCAGGCUAUGUAUGAUGACUUUGUGAAAAGGAAGGAUAUGAAGAGAGAGGGCUACUCCUCCGGCUCCCUGCAUAGUUUCACCACAAAUGGAGGGAGCACCCGCUACACUGUCCCCAUCAGCACUAGAGUGGGAGCUGGAGGAGGAGGAGGGAGUGUUGGAGGGAUGGGAACUCUUGAGGGAGGAGUGGGAGGAGGCUCUGGAGGAGGGGUGACCAAGUUUGACAGGCAUGACCCACGACAGGUUCUGAUCUCCGAGGCGAUAGCUAAGAUGAUCGUACGUGAUCUGCAGCCAGUGUCCAUAGUAGAAAACCAAGGCUUCAGAGAGCUGCUUCAGCUCCUGGAGCCACGCUACACCCCCGAGCCCCAGCACUACAUCCAGAGCCAGCUCCUCCCAGCCUACGCCUACCAGGCCCAGCUUGCCACCCGUCAGGCCCUGACCUCAGCGCAUGCCCUCAGCCUCAGCCUGGAUCUCUGGAGGGGCUUAACUGGAGCCACUUCAGGGUACCUCGGUGUCACCUGCCAUUUCCUCACAUCUGAUUGGCAGAUGCGUUCAGCUCUCCUGGCGUGCCUCCCCCUGACUGGAGGCAGCUCCGGGAGCCGUGUGCUGUCAGAUUUUGAUGAAGUGUGUCACUCUCACGGCGUGUCAGGGAGGGCGUUUCGUGUGGUUGCGGACCCUUUUCUGGCAACGGCCACAGCAACUGUAAAGCCAUGUUGUCUGCCCGGUUUCCUGGUUUCACCUCCUCUUGCUAACGGGCAUGACGAGGAUGAUGAAGAAGAGGCGGACAAUGGUAACAAUGUGGAGGAGGGGAUCAGGAACGGUCACGGUGAGGAAGGAGAGGAAGGGGAGUGGGAGGACUCGUGGGAGCAGGGUCUGGGUGUUUGUCGAGUGGACUGUUUCUCUCGCUCCCUUGAACAGUGUGUCAGAGAGGGGUUACGCUCCUCUCAGCAGGUCACCUCCACUCUGGCCAAGGCUGCGUGUUUCUACAACUACAUUACCUCUGCUGUGCCACCUGAGAAGCUCAGCCAGGUGUUUGAUGGUCCUGGGUUGAGCAUGGGGGGACCAGGAAACACCCCGACUGCAGCAAGAGACUGGGCUGCUCAGCUUAAGGUGCUUCGGCGGCUGCUGGACUCCGUGGAGUUCCUGGAGGAGGUGAGUGGUCCGGGGGAGCUGGCGCUGGGUGGUUCAGAGAGAGCCCUGCUGAGGGAGCUCACUGACACUUUGGAGCCCUUCACUGAAGCCUGGGACAUGGUGCAAGGGGACAGACAGGCGGACAUACAGACGGACAGACAUGUCUCCAUCAGCCUGGCUCUGCCGUGCGUUCUCGGCCUCCGUAAGCAUCUCUCCGAGACGUCGACGCCCCACUGCCCCUCCCUCCUGGUGGGCCUCAGCCAGGCCGUAGAGCGCAGGCUGGCCCCCGUCCUGGAGGAUCCUCUCUACAUCACUGCCACCACCCUGGACCCCCAGUUCAAGCUCACUUGGAGCAGCAACCCUGACUGGCACAGACAAGUUCUCAUAGAGGAGUUGUCCAAACAUUCCACAGCCUCCAGCCCCACAGACCCCAACACAGACCUACACCCUCAAUCCCAAACUCCUCCUGCCCCAGCUCCAUCGCCAGUCUCCUCGCUUUCCCGGCCCUGUAAGCUGUUCUCUUUCAUCAAGCAGAGACCCACAACACAAGCCAAGAGCCUGGAGCAGGAGCUGGCCGUCUACCUACGAGAGGAGCCCACAGACGAGGAGGCUUUGCAUUACUGGCGGCGUAAGGCAAUUGACUUUCCUCUGCUCGCCCAGGUGGCAAAGCGGGCGUUCACUAUACCUGCUUGUGGCACUGUAGUCGAGAGCAUUUUCACUGCUGCUGGGCGCUGUCUGCGGCCAGAGAGAGGCCGCGUCUUACCAAAGAACCUAGAGACGCUCAUCUACCUCAAAGCAAACUACAGAUUAUUAUGGACUUAAAGCUAGCAGUCAGGCAUUUCUUUUACCAAAAUAACAACUCACGGCUUUAUACCUGCAGCAAAGUUACUUCUUGGAUACGAACGUCUGUUCCUCUCGAAGGGAAACUGAGCUAGCAGCAUAGCAUAGUCCUCAUCAUUUGACGUGAGAUGGAGUGAAUCACCCAGAGGCUCAGUUGUCCAGGAUUACUGUCUGUUCACCAUGUAGCCUGCAUACAGACUAUCAUACCACAUGCUGCGGACCAUGGGGACUAGAAGCAGAUCAAUACUAAAGCAGUUACUUCAACAUUAUUUUGCCUGGUCAGGGUCUUCAGACAACCGCAAGACCACAAAGCCUCCGCUCUCUAUCCUCUGAACCCCGAACACAGCUUGUGUCUGUGCACUGACAAACCAACAAUAACCAAAUGGUCAAUUACUGCAUACUGUAGCACAUGAUUUAUUUUCACUGAUAUACAAUAACCCUAGAGGUUGUGACUAAUUCAUUUGUUGUUUUUUUAAAGGAAAGCAUCAGCUGCUAAACAAUAUGCAUCAUCCACGUAUUCUUUUCUCUCUCUGUAUGUAUGCCUCUUGACUGGGACAUCAUAAUAAACGAGUUUCACUUCCUAA